AAUCUCUUUCCCACGUGACUUUUCCUACCACUCUACGAUCUUGAUAGAGUCACUUUAACACUUUAACCGUCCAUUACAACCCCUCCUAAGUACAAUCAGUGCCAUGUCUACACCUCCUGGCUACAGAUUUCUACAAAAAUUUAAAAUACAAAAUAGCUCUAUCAGAGAAUUCUUAGCAGAAUUUUUCGGCACAUUUAUUCUCAUAUUAUAUGGAGACUCGGCUUUCGCUGGAACCAUUCUGGAAGGCAAGGGGGUUCCUGAUGUAUUUGGAGUCACAUGGGUCUGGGGAAUGGGAGCUCUCCUGGGAAUCACGUGUGCAGGAGGCGUAUCAGGAGGCCAUAUUCAUCCCGGAGUAACGGUUGCAUUUGCUACUGUGGGUAAAUUUCCGUGGAGGAAAGUACCACAUUACGUUCUGGGCCAACAUCUUGGCGGUUUCUUUGCUGCUGUAGUUGUGUACUUUACCUUCUAUGAUGGUUUCUACGUUUUCGAUCCAAUGAAAACAGUUGUCGGUGAAAACAGAACCGCUUGGGUUUUCGCAACUUAUCCUAGAGAAGGCAUAUCCAUAUGGAAUUGUUUUUUCACCGAACUUGUUGUAGGUUUCCUUGUAAUGUUCACCGUGAUGGGCAUCGUGGACACUAAAAAUUUGAAAAUACCAAAGUUUUUGUACCCACUCUUCAUAGGCUUCGUAAUUCAAGCAACCGCCCAAAGUUUCUGUAUGAAUUGCAUGGCACCUUUAAAUCCAGCCCGAGAUUUUCCUACACGUGUAUUUACAGCAAUAGCUGGCUGGGGUAAAGAAACAUUUAGCAUACGAAGCUAUGGAUAUUGGUGGAUUGGUCUCAUCGGACCUCACAUUGGAUGCAUAAUUGGAGCUUGGUUUUACUAUCUAGCUAUUGAAUUACACUGGCCUGAAGACAAAUCUCUAGAAGAUAACGACAUCCCCUUGCGCGAUGAAGAAUCAAAGAGAAAGACUUGACGUUAUUCAAGCUUCAAAAUCAAGCUACCUUUUUUGUUUGAAUUUAAAAUCUUUUUUUGGUGUAUUUUUAAUUGCUAGAAAAGGGAAAAGUUUCCUUUUUGAAAAUAAAAGAAUUAAAAGAAAUCAUUGCCAGUAUAUCAAAUGCAUUUUCAGUAAAUGUUUACAUAAAUAUUGAGAUUGUCAUAUGUCAAAAUUAGUUGUGAAAUGCGUAUAUUUGUAUUGACUCAUCUCAUAAAUAAAUUUUUGAGUGAA
Stegodyphus dumicola is the source of this 1225-nucleotide messenger RNA. RefSeq names its product aquaporin-9-like. Gene Ontology annotation, biological process: water transport; glycerol transmembrane transport. Gene Ontology annotation, cellular component: plasma membrane; basolateral plasma membrane. NCBI's taxonomy places the organism in Eukaryota, Metazoa, Arthropoda, Arachnida, Araneae, Eresidae. The record is from RefSeq and is a predicted model, not a curated record. Gene Ontology annotation, molecular function: water channel activity; glycerol channel activity.